This is a messenger RNA of Aphanomyces astaci, 1646 nucleotides long. RefSeq lists its product as hypothetical. Bases 35 to 1084 code for a protein of 349 amino acids. Gene Ontology annotation, biological process: protein neddylation. The record is from RefSeq and is a predicted model, not a curated record. Lineage: Eukaryota; Oomycota; Saprolegniomycetes; Saprolegniales; Verrucalvaceae. Gene Ontology annotation, cellular component: nucleus; cytoplasm. Gene Ontology annotation, molecular function: NEDD8 activating enzyme activity. The transcript has 5 exons.
CCGACUCGGUCGUCGUGCAUUCAUUCUGUCCUGUAUGCCGCAGGUUGACGGCGCCGCACCUUCACAUCACCAGGACGACUCCCCUGCCGCGGGCAAGAAGCUAAAGCCGAACAUGACAGUCAAUCGCCGCGGCAAUGAGCGGCAUUGGGACUUGUACCGCCUUCUCCAGCGCCCGACGCCAUUUGGGAACGAAACGAACGAAGCCAUGGGGCUCGGCGAAUUCGUCCCGGGACAAGCGACCGUUGACUUUCUGCACAACGAGGCCAAGGUGCUCGUGCUGGGUGCGGGGGGGUUGGGGUGCGAGAUCCUCAAGGACUUGGCUUUCUCGGGUUUCCGCGACAUCCACGUCGUGGACAUGGACACUAUCGACGUGUCGAACUUGAAUCGCCAGUUUCUCUUUCGCCGUGCCGACGUCGGCAAGCCCAAAGCAACGAUCGCGUCCAAAUUCAUCAAUGAGCGCAUCCAAGGUGUCAAGGUCACGCCGCACUUUUGCAACUUGAAGACGUUGGACACGUCGUUCUACAGCGAAUUCAAAGUGGUCAUCUCAGGAUUGGACAACAUUGACGCCCGGCGCUACGUGAACUCCGUCCUCGUGUCGCUGGUCGAAUUCGACGACGACGGCGAUAUCGACCCCAGCACGGUAAUUCCGUUCAUCGAUGGCGGCACGGAAGGGUUCAAAGGCCAAGCGCGCGUGAUCCUUCCGCGCAUCACGUCGUGCUUUGAGUGUUCGCUGGAUGCGUUUCCGCCGCCGACGUCGUUUCCAUUGUGCACCAUCGCCGAGACGCCGCGCCAGCCGUCGCAUUGCAUCUCAUACGCGUCCAUCAUCCUCUGGCCCAAGCAUUUCCCCGACACGAAAAUGGACACGGACUCCCCCGAGCACAUGCAGUGGGUAUUUGAGCAAGCCGAGGCCCGCGCCAUUCAAUUUGGCAUUCCAGGCGUGACGUACACGUUGACGCUGGGGGUUGUCAAGAACAUCAUCCCGGCCGUCGCCUCCACGAACGCCGUAAGCGUCGUCUGGCAGUUCAAAUACGAUGGCAAAGGUGGAAACUUGAAUGUAGAUCAUCUCGGCCAUGUGCGUGAAUGAAGCGUUCAAGGCCAUGACGUACUGCAGCCAAACGAUGAACAACUACCACAUGCAUAUGGGCACCACGGGGAUCUACAGCCACACGUUUGUGUACGAGAAAAAACCCACUUGUGGGGUGUGUGCGUCCGAGUCGCAUGUCGUGUCCUUUGAUCCGAACACGACGCUGGGGGACGCGCUGGACGAGGUGGGUGGGUGGGUGGAUGACAUUUGACGGAUGUGAAAGGACAUUUGAACCUGUGGCAUACAUACUAUAGUUGAAAGGAACAUUCCGGCUGUCCAACCCGGCCGUGAGCUGGAGCCGCGGAAACCUCUUCAUGCCCAACCCCCCCGCGUUGUUCGACGCCACCAAGGCGAAUCUGGACAAGCCGCUGACUGCACUGCUUGGAACGGCCGACGCCGUCUUGACCAUCACAGACCCCGUGUAUGCCGGGGACAUGUCACUCCAAGUGCAAGUGCACUUUGCCGAAUCGAGUUAAAUGCAAGUUGAACGUGUUUGGGUAGAAUUGCAAUAUUCCGGUUUUUCUCGUUCCAUAUCACGUUAAAGUACGCCCCUCGUCUCUCG